UACACUUUAUAAAGUUUAUUCGUGGUUUAAAACAAGGUGAUCUCACCUGUAAAAUGUGGCCACGCCCUGACUGUUACUAUGGUAACGUAAGGUUCCGACGUCACGUGCCAUCGCCAACGAUUGCAUUGAAGACAAACGCAAUAGCUCAUGUUAGCUAAAGUUUCGUCACGUACGUUACGCAGGUUACGUAUUUAGUGAGAGUUGGGCGUUAUGUAACGCUGAAGUGAAGUUUGGACAUCGGCUUGAAGAAAAAUCAGUGCGAUGGAUAAGACAGGGGCUAGCAGCUGCAGUCGUAAUGCCAUAAGGACAGACCUCCGCUUGCUGCUCGAGUGUCUGAAGUUUCAGAUGAAAUGUCCUGAUCUGCAGAAACAAGCUCUUCUCACCAUUCACUCCAUCUGUGAGAAGAGAGGUGAUAACGUGGACCUCCUGAGGGAACUGGGAGGUGUGGCGUUCGUGUACAACCUCUCCAAAUCCAGUGUUGUUCAUUCAGAUGUGAAGGAGACUGCGCUCUUCACACUUGGCACUCUGGCAGAGGCCAAUGUGUUUUGCAAGGAUUCUCUGUGCAGAAAAGAGACAUUUGCAGACCUCGCUGGUUGGUUGAUUAAAGAAGACGUCCCGCUGACACAGAAGAGAGUGUCUGUCUAUUUGUUGUCUGUGUUGGUAGCCAACAACAAAUUAGGACAGUCUUUAGCCCAAUCCACUGGCUGCCUGGAUAUUCUACUGGCCCUCUUCAGGACUACUUUUCCCCUUUCCAAGGAUGCUACUUCAGUUGUAGCUAAUGCUGCCCACACGUACCAACUCUGGGCGUCUGUGUCUAGUGCUCUCUGUGGAUGUGUCAACAAUCCUCAGAAUGAAGAGGGUCAGCGUGUUUGUGUAGCAGCCUUCCCCAUAAUAAAAAUAUGGCUCAAGCAGAUUGCUCUGGAACGCACAGAGAUUUUUCAAUCGGUUUGUUCCUUCAUAGCAAUGACAGUUGCCAACAACUGCUAUGCUCAGGAGAGUUUUUCUGCCUCGGGGGGUUUGGAGACUCUCACUCUCUCACUGCUUCGUCUAGCUCCUGCUGCAGAUAUGAACUUGUUGUCUUGCCAGCUUUCUGUCACUAUUUCCAAGACCCUGUCAGCUUGUGUCACUUAUAACUCUGCUCUGGCUUCAGGUCUGGCUCAGUAUGGCAUAGUAGCCAAUCUCUUCUCUCUGCUGGCCAGUCCAAAUCUGCUCCCUGAGGACAGGCUCUCAGUUUUACUUACCCUGAGUCACUGCACUGAGGCGUCUGAGGAUCACCAGUCCCAGUUGGUUCAAUGUGGAGGCCUUCCCCUCAUCAUAACGCUAGUCACAGAGGACACAUGUGAGGAGGUCAGGAAGGCUGCUACAUUCAUAUUGCAGACCUGCAAACAGGCCACUAUGUCCUUGGUGCCUGGUCUGAUAGCAAGACAUGGGGAGGAUGAAAACACGGAGCCCCUUACAAACAUGGAAAGCUUCAGGAGCACAGCCUGGGAGUUGCUUUGCAGGAUUAACCAGCUAGAGAGGAAACAGGCAAAGAAUGCUGAGGACGAGCAGGAAGACAAAGACCCACCAACUGCAACUAAAGGGACAGUUCUACUGCAUCCAGCCUUACCUUUACCUCUGCAGCACAAGGGGAACAUUAAAACCAUCCCCACAGCAUAUAGACAGACCAGCACUCAUAAGCACGUGGAAGCAGGGGGUGACAACAACGUUAAACGUCCAACUGCCAGAAAUGUGCUCAUAAAGGAGAACGCCAGUGAACUGAAAACCAUGAGUUCCACUUUAAGUUCUCAGGAGGAGAAAGCUAAAACCAGUGGAAGGGAUGAGUGGUGUUCUGUGUGCAAGGGUGCCACCACCAAAUUGUCUUCUCAUGCAUUUUCACUAGAGGGAGGCAGAGAGCGACACACAGCCGACAGUCAGUUGUUUAAGCCCCCAGCACCAGUGAAGCACGGUGCACCAAAAGAAACUAAGUGCACUGAUGAAGAGUUACAGGACUGGGACAUGAGUGACGAGGGAGAAAUCGCAGCAGAAGAACACGCACUCUCUCAUUCCCGGUGUGCAGGCUGUGUGUUGCCUUUUGACAAAGUGACCAGUCGCACCUUUGCAUCUCUUCAAAGCUCCUGCCAUCACAGCUGUGACAUGCACAAGGCCCUCCAAGAGGCCACCGAUCGAUUCAGGACUCGUCACUGCAGCCUUCUGCUCAAGAGAGAGAACCGGAAUGUCACUGUGGGGCCAACAGAGCAGAACUCAGAGGAGAGUGUGUCGGCAGCAGGGCCACAAAGAAGCCGCGAACACUGCAAGGUGAAAGAGGUCUCCCUGACUCCCAUGCGUAAAGGAGCAGGGAAAAUCAAGAGCUACCUGCCACAACACCACUGGAAGAAGCACACUGGCAUCACUUUGACUCCACUGCACAGAGGAGCUAAGAAGGAGACAGUCACUUCCUACAACAAGACCGAGGAGGAAAAGGAAGGAUUUCUGCCUUGAGGAGGUGCGCUGCCUACUGAGCAGAGUAAAGAGAUUUGGCUUCUCUUGGAACAUCUUGUGGUCGUAUCCCUUCCAACCUGGACGCACCAAUGUCAACUUAGCCAAGAAAUACAGGCAGUUAAUGAGAGGUAAAACCCUGGAUGCUGGCUGUGCAUGAUCUCAGACCUGAGAGAUCCUGGGGCAGAUCGUUAAUAAUGGUCCUCUGGAAGACGACAGCUUUGAAAUAUCUACAAGGUUUUCAUUCUAUCCAGUUAAAAACACUGUUUUGAUUGUACUGAUUUUAGUACUUUGUAUAUAUUUUGUUAUAUCAAAUUGUUUCUGCAGCAGUGUUAAUUUCUGUAAGUGUUUGAGAUAUUGCUAAUUGUUAAUUUAUGUUAUAUAAAACAUUUAAACAGGU
Molecule: messenger RNA, 2878 nt
Organism: Scophthalmus maximus (turbot)
Lineage: Eukaryota; Metazoa; Chordata; Actinopteri; Pleuronectiformes; Scophthalmidae
Gene: terb1
Product: telomere repeat binding bouquet formation protein 1
Exons: 20
Coding region: 262-2481 (739 amino acids)
Biological process (GO): meiotic attachment of telomere to nuclear envelope; homologous chromosome pairing at meiosis
Molecular function (GO): protein binding
Source: RefSeq, a predicted model, not a curated record